Hevea brasiliensis (rubber tree) is the source of this 1506-nucleotide messenger RNA. Its product is annotated as nudix hydrolase 2. NCBI's taxonomy places the organism in Eukaryota, Viridiplantae, Streptophyta, Magnoliopsida, Malpighiales, Euphorbiaceae. The transcript has 10 exons. Gene Ontology annotation, molecular function: NAD binding; NADH pyrophosphatase activity; ADP-ribose diphosphatase activity. The coding region runs from base 375 to 1229 and encodes 284 amino acids. The record is from RefSeq and is a predicted model, not a curated record.
AAACAUCUCAACUAAAAUUGGUAGAAAAAGCUGGCGAAUAUUUAGAAAUUUAGAUGCAGCUUUUCGUAUAUAAAUAUAUGAUCGUCUUGUGCGCAUAAUCACAAUAUAUAUCCCUUCCCUUCACUUCUAAAGAAGCCUUCUUCCCGCCAAGAGCCAUAUUUAUAAUUAAGGAAUACAUGCAAAGAUCCGUCCCCAGUAAUUGCUGUUGAGAGCUGCCAAACUCUUCACACCUUUUCUUCCCAAUAGAAGAUCACCAUCAUCAUCUUUUCAGCCGCCACUUCAAAAAGCGACCUUUUGGAGGUUUCAUCAUUUCCUUCCUUGGUCUUCCAAAAGCUACUUGGAUUGCAGUUUCAAUUUAAUUUCUGAAAAGGAACAUGUCAUCCACAACAAGUUUGGAGUCUAUGAAGGAGCAGAUGGUUCCUGAAAAUGAAGUUGAGCAGGUUCGAUUGCUCAAUGGAGUUGAGGAUUCAUAUGAAGGAAUUAUUGUAGAAAUAAAAGAACACAUGGACUCUCGCAAUUUUGUUCCUAUACUUAGAGCUUCCAUCUCACAAUGGAAGCAGCAGGGAAAGAAAGGUGUUUGGAUCAAAUUGCCAAUUGAAUUUUCUAAUCUAGUCAAUCCUGUGGUUCAGGAAGGAUUUAGGUACCAUCAUGCUGAACCAGAAUACUUGAUGUUGGUGCGUUGGCUACCAAAUUCUCCUGAUACUCUUCCAGCAAAUGCUUCACAUCGAGUGGGAAUUGGAGCAUUCAUAGUGAAUAACAAAAGAGAGGUGCUUGUAAUUCAAGAAAAUAGUGGUGGAUUUAAAGGUACAGGGGUAUGGAAGUUACCUACUGGGGUAGUCAAUGAGGGUGAGGAUAUUUGUGAAGCUGCAAUUCGGGAGGUUAAAGAAGAAACUGGAAUUGAGGCAGAAUUUAUCGAAAUUUUAGCAUUCAGACAAAGCCAUCAUGCAUUCUUUGGCAAAUCAGAUUUAUUUUUUGUUUGCAUGCUACAACCACACUCCUUUAACAUCCGUAAGCAAGAUUCAGAGGUUGAGGCAGCCCAGUGGAUGCCAAUUGAGGACUAUUUGAAUCAACCAUAUAACAAAGAACAUCAGCUCUUUCAAUAUGUUGCAGAAAUAUGCAAAACUAAGUCCGAGGGAGAUUAUGUUGGAUUUCCUGCAAUUCCCAUAGCCACGGCUUCUAAUAAAAAGAUCUAUUUGUACUUCAACAACCGAGAUUUCAACAGACUCUAAGACUUUUAGACUGUGUUUGAUAUGAUGUAAUCAAAAUUGUAAUGUAAUCGUGAUUACAUUGCAUAUUUGAUUGCGUUGUUUGGUAACACUAAAAAAUUUGAUGUAAUAAAAUGACAAUUACAUAAUAUAAUAAUUAUACUUAAAGUAAUAUAAUGAUCAUUAUAUGUAAAAAUAUAUGUAAUUAUGAUUACUUAUUAUAAUUUUUUUUUUAUAUUUAUGUUUGGUAGAGUAUAAUGUAAUGCAAUCAAAGUUGUAAUAUAAUUGUCAUUACAUUUCU